GUACCACCUUUGACCCUUUUGGAGCUCCUGCUAAGCCACCAGGUCAGGAUUUGCUGGGCUCCUUUCUGAACACAUCCAAUGCUUCUAGCGACCCUUUUCUGCAGCCCACCAGAAGUCCUUCCCCUACAGUGCAUGCUUCGAGCACACCUGCUGUGAACAUCCAGCCAGAUGUUGCUGGAGGUUGGGACUGGCAUACCAAACCAGGGGGUUUUGGAAUGGGAAGCAAAUCAGCCGCCACCAGCCCAACAGGCUCAUCACAUGGCACCCCUACCCAUCAGAGCAAGCCACAGACUCUGGAUCCCUUCGCUGACCUAGGGACACUAGGUAGCUCUUCCUUUGCCAGCAAACCUACCACACCAACUGGACUAGGCGGAGGGUUUCCACCUCUCAGCUCACCGCAGAAAGCAUCCCCCCAGCCGAUGGGUGGAGGGUGGCAGCAGCCCGCGGGCUAUAAUUGGCAGCAGGCGCAGCCUAAGCCGCCAUCCGGUAUGCCUCACUCCUCCCCACAGAACCGACCCAAUUACAACGUGAGCUUCUCAGCUAUGCCUGCGGGACAGAGCGAACGUGGGAAAGGAUCUUCUAAUUUAGAAGGGAAACAAAAGGCUGCUGACUUUGAAGACCUGCUUUCUAGUCAAGGGUUUAAUGCCCACAAAGACAAGAAGGGGCCUCGGACAAUAGCUGAGAUGAGAAAGGAGGAAAUGGCUAAGGAAAUGGAUCCUGAGAAAUUAAAGAUCCUGGAGUGGAUAGAAGGCAAAGAACGAAACAUCAGAGCCCUGCUCUCCACGAUGCACACGGUGCUGUGGGCCGGGGAGACCAAGUGGAAGCCGGUGGGCAUGGCCGACCUGGUAACACCAGAGCAAGUGAAGAAAGUGUACAGGAGGGCUGUGCUGGUGGUGCACCCUGACAAGGCUACUGGGCAACCCUAUGAACAAUAUGCAAAGAUGAUUUUCAUGGAGCUAAACGAUGCCUGGUCUGAAUUUGAAAACCAAGGCCAGAAGCCCUUGUAUUAAUCUGUGGGCUUUUUCUAUGCUGGCUGCAGCCCUGUGUUAAUGCUUAGUGUGUAUCACAGUUCUGAGAUUUUCACAGAUGAACCAAAAAUUCCAGUAAUGUAUUUCGAGUCCUAAACUGUUAAGUUCCUCACAAAUUCAUUUCUCAUGGUCAGGAAUGUGAAAGUUUGGUUUCUUAAAGUCCAUAGCACCAAGAGGAACUCUAGCAAGCUGACCUUGCAGAGUUAGGACGUUCCUGCUUGCCCUCUGGGAAGCCUCCUCAGCAUUUUGCCUGGGGAAAUGGGGCAGAGGCCACCCAAGUGGAAGUCAUGACAUCCAUUUCAUUGUCCGAGAUUACGAUUUAUGAGUGGAUGUUUUGAUAAUUGGAUUACGUAAUGGUUUUAAGGAAUUAAUUUAGGGAUAUUUUUGUUUGCGUUUUAUUUUUAAAAGAUGUAAUGUGGGCAAUGGAUAUCACCAACUGAGUAUUUCUCAAUGGAAAUUCACUAGAGCCCUUACCUCCUUUAGAGUGUGUAUUUUGCUCUAGAGAGUUAACAAUGAAAGAAGGGGCUAAAUGGUGGGAUAUGAUCUUGCAGGUCUAGGCAUUACCCCUGACUUUUCCGGGAUGAGCUGCAAACCCAAGCACGGGAUAGCUAAAGAAACCUGGAGCUUUGAGAUGUCAAAGCUCGACUUCCUGUCACAGAUGUUGGGCUGCUGGCUCCCUUUCCCUUAAAAAAAUCUAUGGUUGACUAUAGGCAAACCUCCAGACACUCCCACCACCGCCACAACUCCAAACUGGUUUGAAAGCGCCUUCUAAUGGCUCCCACCUGGCUUAGUGUUCUUUCUUUUGCUUAGUCAAGAAAACCUUCUUCAUGGGCGACUGUUUGGAAGGCAGGUUUGGCCCAUUCACAGUUGGAUGGAUCUGGUGUUCUGGGGGUUUGUAAGGAGCUAUGGGUAAAGCAGAGAGGACAACGCUAAGUACUAGUAGGAGAAGGGCUCCCUUGGGGAGAGAGCUGCGUGUGCCUUCAGAUUCAGUCGGAUAGCUUGCCAGUUUGGGAGACCAGAUUCCCACCCACCCAGUGAAUCUGGACCCCACCCCCUUCCUGGAUUACAUCUGCUGGGUUUGCUGUUGGAUGCCUGUAGUGGGGAAAUAUGCAAGAAUGAAGCUUUCGCAGAGCUACAGCUGGUCAUGUUUCAGCCCAGUGUUCAGUGCUUCCUGCUCUGCAGGGUAAGCAGCUUGGACGGCUGGGACUUCACUAGGUCUCCUGGUGAGCACAUGUGCAGCAUCUGUCUAUCCAUACAUGCAUGUGUAGAUGUAUGCUGUGCACAUGCGUAGUCACAGAGCAGGCGGUCCAAAGACAUUCGUUCUAAUCUUAAAAAGGUCACACUCGCUGUUGUGAAAAGCUUUCCAAAAGUUGCUUUUCGAAGACAAUCAUUUUGUUUGUUUGUUUCUGUUUAAAUAUUCUUGUGACAAACGGAACCAGAAAGGCAGCAUGUCGGAAAUACUUUUGUUCUGUAUAGAUCUCUCUCCUCUCUCUCUCUCUUUUUUUUAAAUUAUAAAAGUUCUUCUUUUUAUUUUACCGUUUACUGAUAAUGUGAAAUUCUCAAAAAAAAUGCUCUCUUAUAAAUAUACAGCUGUAAACUGUUCAAAGUAACCAUAACAACCUAGGUGUUAUUUAUUGACGUAUUAAACAAUGAUGUCUUACCCAGUAUGUGCUUGUCCUAUUUAAGAUUGGGAUGUGAGACAUGUUGAUGUGACCUGUUUUGGUUUUGUUGAGCUUUUUGUUUUUUUCCUUCAUUCACAUUUGUAGAUAUUGUGUGAACUACAGUAAAUAAUGACAAUAAUUAAGAGGAUAUUAUGUGGCUGUCACGUACAUUUUGAGACAAUAGAACUAUAUUAGCUUUGUAUUAUGUUUGCAUAGCUCAUUAAUGUUCAUGGUUCCAAUACCACUAAAUGUUAUGCAAUUAGCAAUGAGAAAGAACCCCUCCUUAAGCCUGGGGGUUUCCCACCUCUCUUUCCCAGAUGCAUUAUGAGUCUGGACGCCUGUCUGUCUCAGAACUUUUAACACGUGCAGACCGGUAGGUUCUGCAUGCCUUUUAAGUACCUGGUUGUGACAGCUUGUUGUUGGUCGGACCCACUGUCUCAUCCAUAUUUAUUGUAAUAUAUUUUUGUUUUGUAAAUACGGUAAACACAAAAUGUCAUUGUUCUAAAAUAUUUGUAAUGUAUAUUAAAAAGGAUAAAAAAUACUUGUGGAAAUAUACGUUAUUUUUG
Molecule: messenger RNA, 3255 nt
Organism: Microtus oregoni (creeping vole)
Lineage: Eukaryota; Metazoa; Chordata; Mammalia; Rodentia; Cricetidae
Product: putative tyrosine-protein phosphatase auxilin
Exons: 7
Biological process (GO): clathrin-dependent endocytosis; synaptic vesicle uncoating
Cellular component (GO): cytoplasm; vesicle; postsynaptic density
Molecular function (GO): clathrin binding
Source: RefSeq, a predicted model, not a curated record